This is a messenger RNA of Nasonia vitripennis (jewel wasp), 7168 nucleotides long. RefSeq names its product nucleolysin TIAR. The transcript has 9 exons. Gene Ontology annotation, molecular function: mRNA binding. The coding region runs from base 1292 to 2506 and encodes 404 amino acids. Lineage: Eukaryota; Metazoa; Arthropoda; Insecta; Hymenoptera; Pteromalidae. The record is from RefSeq and is a predicted model, not a curated record.
GGCCAGUAGGGAAGAGAGCAGCCCUUCGCGCACCGCACUGGAGUCCCGACUCUGCGCUCGGCCGGACGUGACGUAACCGUGCAGCCCUGUACACCGCGCGCGAGAGAGUGAGGGAGUACGUCGUUCAGCAGCGCAGCAGGGGUGCUCGUCCCCCGUUUCAGAGCAGAGUCAGCUACCGCCGCGAGCGCAUCGCUUUCUCGCUCUCGCUCUCUGUCUCUCUGUGUCUCUGUCGCGCGUGUACGGCAAAAAGUCUGCUCUCUCACCCUCUCUGUGACCAGUUUCCAGUUCUUCGUUGGGAACUGUUUUUAGGCCGGCCCUCUCUCUCUCUCUCUCUCUCUCUCUCUCUCUCUCUCUCUUCUUUCCGCGGAGCCGGGCUCUUUUGUACGCCGCGCUUAUCUCUGGCCCCUAAAGAGUUGUCAAGUGCACGUGAUAUCAGCGAGGAAGUGUCAGGAGCACGAGAGGACACACACGUAUAGGUAGAGCAGUGGAGCGGGCCGAAUAAAGACUGUCGUCGUCGUACAUGUGCUCGUGCGUUCGGCUGCUGCUCGUUUAGCCAUCCUCGUGUCCCAUCAACGUCUAGCUGCACAACGACGACGUAGACGACGAGGAGGCGGACGGCAACUAAGACGAGGAGAGGCGAGACAAAGAGCAAAAAGAAAGAGAGAGAGGGGAGAAGAAGUGAGCAAGAGUAGAUCUCGCGAGCGCAGUUAUGCCACGAGGCACUUGAGGAGCAGUAGCAUCUCGAAGUUCCGUCUCGAGAGCCCAUCAUCUUCUCUCUUUUCUCCACUUUCGCCUGCUGCCUUUCUCUCUCUCUCACUCGCUGCUCCGCUCCACCCCCGAGAGAGAGAGAGACGACGACGACGAGACGACGACUCGAAAUUAUUCCAAGUGUAAUGCGACCCUCGUGAAGACAGAGAAGCGCAAAGCCCUUCGCGCUCUCUCCUCCGCGAGUGCGCGUAAAAUAAAGAAAGAGGAGAAGCCUCGGUGUCUCUUUCUGGCUUCGUUUUCGCUUACGGCGCGGUCAGAGGUCGAUUUGAAAUCGAGGAUAAUCGGCUCGCCGGUUAAGAAGCAAUUUCCAAGACUGUCCAUCUCCAAGUUCGCGGGAAGAAAAACUUCUUCCAGCCGAAGAAAGCAGCAGCGAGCCGAACUUUCGGACAUACGAGGAGAGAGAGAGAGAGACGGAUCUCGAGGGAUAUGAACUGACGUGCGACCAAGUGUGGAAGCACGCGGACGAGCGUAUAUCUUCAUUGUAUUUCGUGCGAGUAUAGUAUAGUACAACAGUGGUGUUAAGAUGCUGACGAUGUCGACGCUCAUGAUGCCCACGACGAUGACGACGAUGACGAAUCCCGGACCCAUACCGGCGCACAGCGUGCCCCAGCAGCAAAAGCUCGAGCCGCCCAAGAUGCAAGCCGCGCCGACCAUCGCUCACGCGACCAACCAGAACGCCAGCGUCAAUAAGUCAGAACACUACCACAUAUUCGUCGGGGACCUCAGCCCCGAGAUCGAGACGCAGACCCUGAGGGAAGCCUUCGCCCCCUUUGGAGAAAUCUCGGACUGCAGGGUCGUGAGGGACCCACAGACUAUGAAAUCCAAAGGCUAUGGUUUCGUCUCUUUUGUAAAGAAAGCGGAAGCGGAAAGCGCCAUUGGCGCCAUGAACGGACAGUGGCUGGGCAGCAGGAGCAUCCGGACGAACUGGGCGACCCGCAAGCCGCCGGCGCCCAAGUCCGAGGCGAACACGAAGCCGCUGACGUUCGACGAGGUUUACAAUCAAAGUAGCCCGACCAAUUGCACCGUCUACUGCGGAGGCCUGACUAAUGGCCUCACGGAGGAGCUCAUGCAGAAGACCUUCUCGCCCUUUGGCUCGAUCCAGGAAAUUCGAGUUUUCAAAGACAAGGGCUACGCUUUUAUCAGGUUUUCCACGAAGGAGUCGGCAACGCACGCCAUCGUUGCCGUCCACAACACAGACAUCAACGGCCAGACGGUGAAGUGCAGCUGGGGAAAGGAGAGCGGAGACCCAAACAACGCCCAGCAGACCGGACAGGCACUGUCUUCGGCGACGUACCCGUACUACGCGGCUGCAGCAGCGGCGGCAGCAGCGGCUGCGGGUGUAGCCGGUGUCGGUGGCGUUGUCGGCGGCAGUAGCGCCGGACAACUCGGCUACUGGUAUCCGCCCCAGUCAUACCCCACGACGGCUACACAGAUGCAAGCGGGUGGAUUCCUGCAGGGUAUGCAGGGAUACACGUAUGGACAGUUCGCUGGAUAUCAGCAAGCUCAAUACAUGGGAAUGGGAAUGGGAGUACACGCAGCGGGUACGGCAGCAGGCUGGGGUCAGGGUCUGCCUGGCGGACCCCAACUACCGCCCCACCACGCAACGACGGUCACAGCGCCACCUGGCGUCCAGGCCGCGCCGCCACCCCCUCCACCGCCAGCGCAAAUGAUGGCCUAUCCCAUGCAACAGUUCCAGCUAGCGGAUGAGGACUGGCUGACGCCUAGCCUCCUAGUGUGAUGGUAAGCAAGCGCGAAGACAAGCCCCCAUCGAUGACAGGACUAAUCGCCGCAGCAGCCACUACUACUGCGACUACGUUAGGGCAGACAGCUACUACUACUACUGAUACUACUACUACUACUACUGCUACUACCAUGAUGACGAUGACGACCUUGAUGAUGAUGAUGAUGAUGAUGAUGAUGAUGAUGAUGAUGAUCGUGAUGAAGCUGAGACGACGACGACAGCCGAGGAGCAACAGCGAGCCAAAGACUACUCAAAGACACACGAACACAGUGCCACUAACCGCUUGACCGAUAUCGAUAUAACUAUAUAUAGGGAAUAAAAAAACAAAUAAAAAACACGUAUAAUCACGACGCGAUUAACAGCUGUAAGCAUGGAACUGUAUGAAGUAGUUGCAGCAGCCUCGGCGGAAGGACGAGAUCAGGCAGAUGACGAUGAUGAUUAUUAUUAUAUAUUAUAUAUAUAUAUAUAAAUAUAUAGGCGCACGAGAGGAGAUUCUUUCUCAGAAAAUCGAUCAGAAAAAUGGAAAAAUUUCGAAUCGAGGCCGGCGAUAGCCUUGCACGCACGAAAAACCAAGACACAAAAAAAUGCAAAAACAUAUAUAAAUAUAUAUAUAGAUAUAUGAGAAGGAUGAUAGGGAGGGGAAGAGACGAGGAGUUCGACGGUUUUAUUCGAUGAUCGCGGAUCGAUAUAGGCAGAAAGGUGGAAGUGGAAAUACAUUCCUCUGAGCUAGCGAGGUGAUAUUAUGUAUAUCCAUACGGUGCGCAACGAAGUUGAAACAAACAAAAAGGCGACGACAGAGAGAAAGAAAAAAGCAGAGACGCAAUUCGUUAUUUUUGUAGAUUCAGUGAUGAGCGAGAGUGAGAGCGGGAGAUAAUUUCGAGAAAAAGAGAACAAAUAUUGCGAUUUUACGCCGUCGAUACUCUCUGGUCGAAUUGUAUAAAUAAAAAAAGAGGAUAAUUAAUUAACCGGCUGGGAAGGAGAAAAUAAAAUUGUGCGCGUUUCUGAGGAAGAGAGAAAGAGAGCGAAUAAUACAUAAUAUAUACACACGUUGUAGCGGCGCAAUCGAUCGCACGAGGAUUGAAAAUUAUGUAAUGAGAUCGAAAUGAGGGACAGUAGUACGAAGAACGAUGAGGCGGAAGAUAAAAAACAUACUGAUUAGCAGCAAGUAGAUAGUUAGUUAGGUAUUAUUACAAUAAAACAAGCGAAGGUUCUCUCGCUCUCGGGGGCCGAGCCAAAAUUCGACGACGACAACGAAAUCGGCCGCGUGGCGUAAUAGACAAAAAUAAAUAAAUAAAACAAAAAAAAAACAAUAACGGAAGGGAGAGGCAUACAGUUUGUGAAAACCGAGAUGUUGCAGUGAGCGCGAUGUGUUGACAUUUUUCCGAGGCGAGAUUUUUUUACUCUAAAUAUAAUGAAAUCUACAGCUUUGGAGCGGUAAAUCUACUCUCCGAACGUUUUAUAGAAACUCAAAAGCGAGAUUAGUUGACGCACGGAAUCGCUGGAAAGAAUAUUUAUUUUCGACGAUAUGAAAAUUGUUUUAUCUUCCAUCCAAAUACCAGAAAAUAUUUGACUUUCAUAUUUUUAUUUACGAGUGAUGAAUAGAAAUUUUGAAAAUGCUAGUCUCCACGACACCAGGUUUAACAAUCGUCAACUACUCUCGUUUUCGCGUUUGAGACGAAAAAAAUAUAUAAUAAAAAGCCUAAUCGCUGUCAUUUAUCUCGCGAGGGGUAACAAUCAAUAAAUAAAAAAAGACGGUUAUAUUUCGAUAGAUACAAAUUUUAAAAACAGUAAUAAUAAACGAUGAAAAAAUGUGUAAGAAAAAGAAAAGACAGCGUGUUACUUCUAGUCUUAGAUAAACAAAAAAAAUGCACACACGCGAACAGUUUCCCCAACGUCAAAGCGUCGGUCAGUGUUUUUAACCAGAGAAAAAUAGAUUUUUUAUAACGAAAAAAAACUGAUGAAAAUAAACCGAAAAAUUCUGUAACUGACUAGCCGAGGACGACGUCUGCGCUUCGAAUUUCGACUCGACCGUAUAUAUAAUAUACAUAUGUAUACACUCGACGCAAACAAAAAAAAGUAAGAUACGCAAUUAACAAACAUAUAACCUACAUGAAAAAAAAUACAAGAUAAACAAAUGCAUAUUGCGAUAGAGAUGUGCGAACCUCGAGAAGCGAGAUGAAGUAAACAUAACAACAACAAAAAACCGUAGGUAGACACAUAAUUGCACACACAGCACGAAAGUUAGUGAUUAGGUAAAAGUAAAAAGUAAAAAAAAAACAAAGAAAAAUAACGUACAUAAAAAAUAUAUACAAACCGUAUAAGGAGCGAGAUGAUAGGGAGAGAAGAAGUUUCUCUUGUGGUCGCGUGUCCCGUGCUGUCAAACAGACUUCCCGAACGGCGGCUCGGCCAGGGCUUUUAGCAACGAAGGUUUCGCGAAAGUGACUGAGAGUAUAUGGCAGAAAGAGAGAGCGAAAGAGAAUGAGAGAGAGAGAGAGAGAGAGAGAGGACUGCGAACAAAAAACCGGAAAGGGAAGCGCACUUUGGGCCAAUUUUUUUUCGUCUGCUGCGUUUUUUUUUCACACACAUACACACGCAAACAUACACAGUCUCCAGUACGUAAGACGACAACGCGAAAAAGCCCUUUGGCUGAAAGACGAGAGAGCGUGUUCUUUUUCUCUCGUGGCGCGUCUCCUUCCAUCGCGCGAGGUCCGGAAAUCGCAAAUACCCUUAUUGUUGGUCGAGUGAUGAGAAAGUGAGAGAAAGAGAAAGCGGAACGCAAAACUUAUCCGAGAGUAUUUUUAGAAUUUACUUUUCGCCCGGACCGAGACAAAGGGAGACGCAGCCGAAGCAAGUGAUAAGGGUCAGGCUUUGCUCGGACGAGUGUGUUUCUGAAUGUUCGCGCAAUCGGAAUCGCGAUUUUCGUUUUUUGUUGCUUAGGUUUUUCUACGCUAAAAAGCAGUCGUGAUGAAUCAUGAAAUGAUCUGCAAUGGUGAGGGAUGGAGAAAUUUUGAAAUGUCGCUGUCGGUGUACGCGUUGACGACAUCUGACGUGUUCAGAUGUGUGACAUUGAGAUUUGCUUUGAAGUUGAAAGCCGUUGGCAUUUGCAUCUGACGAUCGUUAAAUAAGUAAAAGUAUGACGCGUGUAUGUUCCUAAAACUUAGACGGAAGCUCUAUGUGAGUUUUUGAAAAAAAUUCGGAAGCUAAGUCUAUAACUAAAUUGACGCUAUAUUAACACCAAUUAACGACUGAUUGGAUUAAGAUUGCUAAAGCGGGUUUUUUCUAAUUCUCUUAGAGAAGUAAACAAAGAAAAAAGUAAAUAAAAAAGGAUUAUGCUUUUUGUGACUUAAUUCACCUUGACUAUGUAUCAUAAGCUUUGGUGGCUGUUUUCCAAGCAAACAGAUAACUUAUCUCAUAAAAUAUUGCGUUUACAGCUACGAAAAGUUGUAUAAAGAUACUUAUCACAAUCCUUGAAUAUUAUUCAGGGACGCAAAUUCAAACUUAUAACUCUUCAAGAAUAAAAAUCUAAUAUCGAUCGUCACCGGUGAUUGCAAUGACUCUGCGUAGAUGGAACAUUUUCAAAUCUCUAUAAAAAAAAAAAAAAAAAUGGUGUCCCUUAAGCAUAAAAAUACGUAAGCACAUACAUAUAGUCGCGUGCCGCAGCAGUGAUUUUUAUAUUUUUCCUAGAUGUUUAUCGAACGUGGUCCAUUGAUGGCGCGAACAACGCCAAGCAAAACACAGGACGAAUAUUAUAGCUUGAGCGUAAAAGAGAGGGCGAGAAAAAAAUGGGGAUCAAAGCCUCUGCGCUCGCAUUACAUUAAAUUAUAUACCGGAGAAAAGCAUACAUUGCCGAACCGAAAAAAAAAGAAAAACAGAGAGAUUUGAAGAUAUUCCCUCUUUGACUUCAAAGAAAAAAAACGACGCGUCUAUUGGUCUUCUCUGCGUCCGACGAGCGAUACACACUCUCCGGAACAUAUUUAUUUCCUCUCUGCGGCCGAGCGUGCGAAUACAAAUUAUACCAUAAAAGGUCGAAGCUUUUUUUAAACCCAUAGGGAUGUGCAACAAAAAAAAGAAGACGAAUAGAAAACAAACACACUGAACGCACCGCGCGCGUGAGCAUAUAUAUCUAUAUAUUGUAAUAAGCCUUAACAAUAAAUGCGAGGAUGCGAAUUACACGAGCGACGAUGCAACAAAAAAAAACAACCAAAUGUUAUAAAUAUAUAAAUAAAUCUAUUCAUAUACAUAAAUGCAAAUAAAUAUAAAUAUACGUAUAGAUAUACAUAUACAUAUAUUAUGAGCGAUAACAAGCGUGAAAAAGCGAUGAAAAAACAAAAAAUCUAAUAGUUCAAGAGCGGACAAAAAAUAUAUGUAUAAAUAUAAACAUAUAUAUAUAUAUAUAUAUAUAUAUAUAUAUAUAUAUAUAUAUAUAUAUAUAUAUAUAUGUAUAUGAAUGAAUAGGAGCGACGAGGUGGAAGAGAAAAGUAGAGGUGUACGCGCGAUGUGACGGCGUACAGAGGAUAUAGCAAAUAAUAUGCAAAAAACUCGUAUUGGAAAGAAAAAAAAUUAAUAACACACUUAGUCACAUAGAUAUAAGCGCGAGUUAUAUUAUACAUACAUAACUAAGAAACGUGUACAUUAUUAGUUAGGCAAGUGAAACAAAAA